Lactuca sativa (garden lettuce) is the source of this 939-nucleotide messenger RNA. RefSeq lists its product as uncharacterized. The record is from RefSeq and is a predicted model, not a curated record. Gene Ontology annotation, molecular function: protein dimerization activity. NCBI's taxonomy places the organism in Eukaryota, Viridiplantae, Streptophyta, Magnoliopsida, Asterales, Asteraceae.
AUGAUGCGCGAAAGUCAAAAAGAAAAAUUAGAAGAAUCCAUUGGUCGUGGUGAAAUUGAAACCAAAAAUGGAUUAAACCAAGAACUUUCUCUUACUAGAGCCGGAGAUGCGCGUUGGAAUUCUCAUUAUAAAACUCUAUCGCGUUUGGUUGGUUUGUUUUCAUCUAUUUUUGGUGUGCUUGAAUAUAUUGAAGAUGAAGGCCUUAAUAGUUUUAGUCAACGUCAAGCAAGUGGUCUUCGCAUAUAUCUUCGAUCAUUUGAUUUUGUGUUCUACUUGCAAUUGAUGUUGAAAAUUUUAGGGAUUACAAACAUAUUGUCGCAAGCUCUACAAAGAAAGGAUCAAGAUAUCGUGAAUGCUAUAAGUUUGGUGAAAUCAACCACUACAACAUUAAAAAAGAUGAGAAAUGAUGGGUUUGAUGCACUUAUAUUGGAUAUCACCUCUUUUUGUGAGAAUAAUGGCAUUAAAAUGUUGAACGUGGAAGAAGUUUAUGUCAACCCAAGAGCUCGAAGACAAUAUACCAAUAUUUUCAAUCGCCAUUUUUACGAGUUUUUUUGUUUUAACAUUUAUAAAGAUAGGUUGGAUAUUCUACAAGAACUUUUGGUUUACCCCAAUCAUAUGCAACAAGAUAAAAGAUUUGCAUCUUUGAAGAGCAUAUCCGACCUUGCUAAAGUAAUGGUGGAAACCAAGAUGCAUCGGUUAUUUCCUUUGAUUUAUCAGUUAGUGAAGUUGUCGUUGGUCUUGCCGAUUGCAACCGCAACGGCAGAGAGAUGUUUUUCCGGGAUGAAGCUUGUAAAGUCAGAUUUGCGGAAUCGAAUUUCAGAUGAUUUUCUAAAUGAUUGUGUAAUUUGCACGGUUGAAAGAGAAGGAUUUUCAAAGAUUACAAAUGAAAAUGUUAUCAAACGUUUCUUAGCUAUGCGCCCUCGUAGAUUUCAACUGUAA